Cherax quadricarinatus is the source of this 815-nucleotide messenger RNA. The record is from RefSeq and is a predicted model, not a curated record. NCBI's taxonomy places the organism in Eukaryota, Metazoa, Arthropoda, Malacostraca, Decapoda, Parastacidae.
AUGCAGCAUCUCUUGAGAGUCUCUCACGUGACCAGUUGAACUUGGAAGAAAAGACUAUAAAUCAACUAAUAUCUGUUUGUAAUGAAUAUAAUAUUUCUUAUCAACAAAUUCUUUAUGCAUUCUUGAGUUUGAAGAGAGUAUGGACUUUGCAAGGCAUCAAGGAGCUGUACUCUGCACCACACAAGGGAAUCCAAGAAUACUACAGUGCUCUGCAUAUUUUGAUGACGCUCAAGCACCAACUACAAACUUCUGUAUUCCCAGUAACACUUGAACUGGCAACACCUACAUUAGCAACACCUGUCAGCAUCAGAGGAGUGUUAAAGCAGAGCGUUGCAUCUGCCAGGGUAGACAUGACCAAGUACCACAGUGUUCUGAUACAUGUGGCUGGGCUGUUGCACCUGGUACUAGACCAGGUACCUGAAGUCAUCACAUACGAAGUUGCUCGUCUCCUACAUGAGUCUGGCAUGAAGAACAAUGACCACUGGCUCAACGUCCUAGAGAACACCAGAUGUAAUGAAAACAUUGCUAAGGCAAUAGCUCCCUUCAUCAGCACUGGAAAUAUUUAUAUUAAUGAUCAUAGGACAAUGAGUUGUUACACAGCUCUUCUUCCACACCUCACCCCAUCUAAGGUGCACAUUAAUAUCUCUGGUGAACGUGCUGACAUGCCUGGCCUACUGGACCUGCUGGCCAUCAUUGCUCAACACCACCUCUUCUCACCCCUAGAACUCCAUCACUGCUGUGACACCACCACCGCCACCACUACCGCCAUCACCGCCACCACUUCUGAUGCCAUCCUGCAGCACCUGCAACCUCAG